UAGCACUACAGGCUCCUGGAAAAAUAUCAUAGGCCUAUGCCAUUGCAGUAUAACUAGUGAGACUUUCGUGCCUACAUAGAGCAGAGGCAGGUUGAAAUCAAAUUAACGAGAACAAAAUCCCUCGAUAAAUCAGUUACGAAUUUUCUAUUCAUUGUAGCCUAUUCUCAUAUGGACUGGGCAUCGGAGCCACGUGUCACAUGUGCUUCUCAGGACAAAACGGGGCAUCUGCAAGCUGGAUCUGGAGGAGGAUGCUGCGGCAAGUGAUACACAGAGGGCUCAAAGCUUCUUUCUACUGGCUUGGAUUAUUUGUCAGCAGGCACCCUGUCUUUUUCCUCACCGUCCCUGCAGUCUUAACUAUCAUAUUUGGAUCCACUGUACUGAGCAGAUUUAAGCCAGAAAAAGACCUCGAAAUCCUGGUUGCUCCAACGCACAGUCUUGCUAAAAUAGAACGGAGUCUCGCUAACAGUCUUUUCCCGAUCGACCAGUCCAAGAACAAGCUAUAUUCUGACCUACACACUCCUGGCAGAUAUGGCAGGAUUAUCCUGCAUUCAAAAUCUAGCGGAAACGUGCUGGAAUUGGCUGACCAGGUCCUUCAAGUCCACAAGGAAGUGCUGGAUUUGCGGGUUAAUUAUAAGGGUUUUAACUAUUCUUUCGCUCAUCUUUGUGUCAUGAGCCAUCGGGACAAGAGAUGUGUUUUGGAUGAUGUAAUUGCAAUACUCGAAGAUAUCCGAUUAGCUAUUCUAUCAAAUAGCACAUUGUCCAAGGUGUCAUUGAGUUAUCCAAAUACAACAUUAAAGGAUGGUAGGGUGUCUUUCAUCGGACAUCAGCUUGGUGGUGUAUCAAUUUCCAACAGCCGAGACCAGCAGGUGAAGUUUGCCAGAGCUAUACAGAUAACUUACUACCUCCGCAACAAUGGGCCAACAGUACAGGAUGUUAUAGCUGAAAAGUGGGAAAAUGAAUUCUGCAAACUCAUCCAUCGAUUGUCCACUAUGAGUGAGGAUCUGCACGUCCAGUCACUCACAUCCUAUAGCCUUUUGAGGGACUUCCAAAAAACAGGAGUACUUGCGAAGAGUGAGGUACUGGUCAGCCUUGUCCUGGUGCUUUUGGCAGCCACCAUCUCUAGCUCCAUGAGAGACUGCCUGAGAGGAAAACCCUUCCUAGGUCUCCUUGGAGUCUUGACUAUUUGCAUUGCCAAUGUGACUGCAGCAGGGAUUUUUUUUAUUUCUGAUGGAAAGUUUAAUUCUACACUUAUUGGGAUCCCAUUCUUUGCCAUGGGGCAUGGAACAAAGGGGGUAUUUGAACUCCUGGCUGGCUGGAGAAGAACUAGAGAGAAUCUGCCAUUCAAGGAGAGAGUUGCUGAUGCCUUUGCUGAUGUUAUGGUGUGCUAUACCAUGACAAGUUCUCUCUAUAUUAUCACAUUUGGAAUGGGUGCCAGUCCUUUUACCAAUAUUGAGUCUGUGAAGAUUUUCUGCCAGAGUAUGUGUGUAGCCAUUUUGGUGAACUACUUCUACGUGUUCUCCUUUUAUGGGUCUUGCUUAGUGUUCGCAGGACAGUUGGAGCAGAACCGAUACCACAGCGUGUUCUGCUGCAAGAUACCAUCAGUAGAGUACUUAGACCGACAGCCAGCGUGGUUCAAGACCAUGAUGAGUGAUGGACACGACCUCUCCACACACCAUGACAGUGUACCCUAUCAGAACCAUUUCAUUCAGCACUUUCUGCGAGAGCACUAUACAGAGUGGAUAACUAAUACCUAUGUAAAACCAUUUGUAGUCAUCCUCUACCUAAUUUAUGCAUCUUUUUCGUUUAUGGGAUGCUUACAAAUCAGUGAUGGAUCUAACAUUGUAAACCUUUUAGCCAGUAAUUCACCAAGUGUUUCAUAUGCUCUUACACAGCAGAAGUAUUUCAGCAAUUACAGCCCAGUGAUAGGAUUCUACAUUUAUGAGCCCAUAGAAUACUGGAACACUACUGUUCAAGAGCACCUCAAAACCCUGGGCCAUGGUUUCAAUAAGAUUUCAUGGAUUGACAAUUACUUUCAUUAUUUGAGGGUGGUGAAUGUGAGUGCAUCAACCAAAAGUGAUUUCAUCAACAUCCUUAAAAGUUCUUUUCUUAGGAGUCCAGAAUAUAAGCAUUUCACUGAUGAUAUCAUUUUUUCUAAAAAUGGGGAUGAGUAUGAUAUAAUUGCCUCCAGAAUGUAUCUGGUGGCACGGACAACAGAAAAGACGCGGGAGGAAGUUGUGGAACUUCUGGAGAGACUGCGCCCACUCUCUCUUAUCAACAGCAUCAAGUUCAUUGUGUUCAAUCCUACAUUUGUGUUUAUGGACCGCUACAGCUCCUCUGUCAUCUCUCCCAUCUUGACAUCAGGUUUUAGUGUUUUAACCAUCCUCAUCCUCACUUUCUUCCUGGUCAUCAAUCCAUUGGGCAAUUUUUGGUUGAUUUUGACCGUCACUUCUGUCGAGUUGGGAGUGCUUGGUCUGAUGACUUUAUGGAAUGUAGACAUGGACAGCAUAUCUAUUCUGUGCCUUAUUUACACUCUCAACUUUGCAAUGGAUCACUGUGCGCCCCAUCUUUACACUUUUGUACUUGCCACUGAGCAUACAAGGACUCAGUGUAUCAAGAUCUCACUAGAGGAGCAUGGAGCAGCCAUUUUGCAAAAUGCCUCUUGUUUUGUAAUUGGGAUGUUGCCCCUGCUGUUUGUGCCUUCAAAUCUGACCUAUACACUGUUCAAGUGCUCUCUGCUGACUGCUGGUUGUACAGUGCUGCAUUGUUUUGUCAUCUUACCUGUGUUUUUGACAUUUUUUCCUCCAUCAAAAAAAAGACAUAAGAAAAAGAAACGUGCAAAACGAAAAGAGCGAGAACGGGAAAGGGAGAGGGAACGGGAAGAAAUGGAAUGCAUCGAAGUCAGGGAGAACCCUGACCAUGUGACUAACGUCUGAAGGUUUAGGACAGAUGAAUGACAGGGGCCACAUUCGGUACAAGAAGAUGCCUAAAGCUCCAUAAGUCCAUAGUUGCUAGAGCUUACUGGUCUGUAAAAGAAAGAUGACACACAUCAUGCAAAAACAGCUAUGCUGACCUGAAUACAGACGUUUUCCAUUGUGCACUACAUUCUCCAGAGCAGACUAUAAUCUAGAAACAAUCUAGUUCCUGUUCUGCAUAGUGAAUGUAAUGUGCUGUACUGCUGUCCUUUUGGAACUUGUUUAAAAGCAAUAUUUAGUAUAGUACUUAAUGGUCUUAACUAUUCCGAAUUGUGUGUGUGAGGCAGGCAUCAAAUUAACCAAUGUUAUUGUGUCUCCUCACCCUGAAGGGUUGACAGUUGUAGUAUGUAAAGAAAGUGUUGUAAAAUUCCAACAAUGAUCGAGUCUCUAAUAAUAUUGUAACUCUGAUAGCUGAAUGUCCUAUACAGUUACACACUCAAUCGAUCAACCAAUCUCUUAUAAGAAAGGUUUCACUACCAUACUGUAGACUUCUGAAGUUCACCUACAAGAGAGCUACCACCUUUGACCAUAUAAGGAGAUCUGGUAAUUUGAGAUUUUUUCUAUGGGAAAAUAACGUGGGGAUUUGGAAUUGUCACACUUGUUAAACUCUCACGGGACCGAAGAAAUCGGAAAUGCAAACGUUUUGCUCAACACACUUUUGUCCUCUGCCUUCGAGUGGGUACUGUGAUUACCUGUAUGUGAAGGCGGCACACUUUGAUUUUUGCUACCCCAGAGCUAACUUGCGAUGCAACUUGCCAUGCAACUGGGGUAGUAAAAAUCAAAGUGUGCCACCUUCACAUACUGGACAUUACAGUAUCCACUUAAAGGCAGAGAAAAAAAAGUCUGUUCAAGAAAAAAUACUGCAUUUCAGACUUUUUUGUCCCCGCGAGAGUUUAACAGGUACGAUGAUUCAAAAUCCCCAUGUUUUCCCCAUGUAUUAAAAACACCAGAUACCAGAUCUCAAAGAUGGCAGCUUUUUUGUAGGCAAACUUCAGAGGUCUAUUGGUCACGUUUUCCUUUAACAAGCAAGGUAAUUACAUAAUUUCAGGUAAUUGUUCAGCUUGGUUGAAGCCAAAAAGGGAAAUAAAGUGUGGCCUUGCCUAGCAUUGGUGAUACCAGCAGGAAUUCAUGCAUAAAUAGCGUCCUGUAUGAAGGCUUAAUUGACUCUCAUGUGCAACAAUUCCUAGAUUUGGCCGUUAUGGCUAACAACCUGCUGACAUAUGUCUGUAACAGUAGGCUUACUUAAUAUAGCACACAGUGGGAAAGUGUGCUUAUAUUUCAGUGAGAGGUGACAAAGUCACAUAUUACAUAAAACAUAUUGCCCUAUUAUUACUAGUCAAACAUUUUGUGUUGGUAUGUUGCUAAGUUUUCUAAUACAUAGUCACAUUAGCAGGGGAAUAGUCCCACACUGCCUCUGCAUUACAUCAGUCUACAGAAUCAUCUGGUUUUGAUACUAUCAAAAAAAGGAGGAGUGUCUCAACUAAUCAUUGCUGAAAUAUGAAUUUGCAGCAGUUGUUUGUAGACUUGCAGCAGUUGGUAGCAAGUGAUAGUUUGGUUAAUAGCAGAGAAACCGGUUAAACAAUGCUUAUAUCUCUACUAAAUUCUGCUUUUGACCAUUUGCUUGAUUUUUUAAAACUCUGUUACAAAAUAAAAUCUGGUGUUGCUACUGUAGGGUCCUCAAUAAGGGUGAAAUUAAGGCAAACAAAUGUGCAGGUCAUAAUAGAAAGUUUCAUGGUAUAUAGUAUUUUUGGCAGACAUGUAGGUCAAGAAGGGAGUGUGAUUGAAUCAAUUAUGAUAGGUACCUUUUCAAACUGAGUUAAUACUUAAUACACAUUCUGAAGCAAAUAUUUUCAUACUAAAAAUUUUCAUAAUAUGAUACAAAUGAGUAAAGGAAUAGAAAUUACACACAUAUACACAAUCCAGUUCAGUGGUCCAGAACACCAAGAAUAAUUUGACAGGGAUCCGAAUGAACCUGCUUUGUGUUGUAGCUUCCCGUGCUCCUCAUAACCGAGUAUUAGUAUUUAAAUAGUACUUGCAUGUGUUUGAUAUCACCUUUGCAGGUAUUAUCUUAAGAUCUAAGGAGUAUAGCAUAUUCCUUCCCAUAACUGCUGGUAUAACUCAAAUUUAGGAGCAACAUGCAUAGCACUAGUAACAUGUCAAAACACUGACUAUGGAGCAGUGUGUACAAUGGAAAAUAAAAAUUGCCUAAUUUAUAGCUUGAAGUUCUUAAAAGGUAGGACACGAUGUAAUACAGUAAAGGAUCAAUUCUACUGUGAAAUAUGAGCUGUAGCUAUUUGGCAUGAUAUUUGUCCUUACAGUUUUAUUAUGUUUAUCUUAUGCAUAUUUGCUCCUUAUGUCAAAGAAUUGGGUACCAUUUUGUUUUACAGAGCCCUUGUUAUAUUGUAAUUACAUUGCACACUGCAAAAACUGCUUGUCUAACCAAGUGUUAUUAAUCUUACAUUAAGAUAAAAAAAAAAUGUAGUUGGUAUUACUUUCAGUAUAAGGACACUUACCUUUCUCGUAAAAUCAUUUGACUUAAUUUAAUAAGAGUUUGACUAAUUUUAACAUCUUAACAAGAAAACAAGCACAUUUGGCUGCUAAAUCAUUAAAGGAGAAAUACGGCUGUUUUUCCACACUGUCUAUACGGAAAAAAAGAAAACUAUCGUUUUUCCUAGCUCGAGUUGCUACAGCCAACAGCUAAAGUUGCCAGGCAGCUACAACACUACACUCUGGGGUAUGCCCACAGAGUGUAGCACUGUAGCUGCUUGGAAGCUCUCAGUGUUCGCUGCAGCAACUAGAGCUAGGUAAAACCGAUUGUUUUCAGUUUUUUUCUUACCGACAGUACUCUGUGACCUUGUGAAAUGGAGAUGUAUGUGAAAAAUCGCCAGAUUUUUCCUUAAAGCAAAUUUGCCUUGAUAAGUUCUACUAAAAGCAAUUAUCAUAAUAUAAGAUUAAUAACGCUGUUUUUGCUGUGUAAUAAUGUAAUUUAAUGGUAGUUAAAUAAUUAAAAUAUACAUUAUUGGUAUGUAACAGCUCUUACCCUAAACUUAGGAUUUGUUAGAUCAAAGUAUCAGUGUGUCAUUCAUCGUUACACCAUAUUACACAAUACAAAACUAAACUUGAGCGUGUAACUUGACCUUACUUAAAUUAAUUUGUCAUAUUUGACACAUUUGGAAGAUGACAAAUCCGCAAUCUAUCCAUUGGUUGAAAAAAAAAAAAAAUCUAAAUUCUGGUUGGUCCAAUUCCUUUUUAUUUCCUUCUUAGUGAUUCUUAGAAAUAGCUGAUAGUUAUGUGUGAAGCAAGAUGCUCUAUGUCUGGGUGUUAAAACAAAUGGCAUUUUAAAUCUCUGUCAGAAUUGAGACCAUUUACUGUAUUAGAUAAUCAUUUAAAAUUAUGAAGAGUUUACUGCUCUCAUUCUAGUGGUUCAGCUAGUCAUCUAUUAAAGUCUUGUAACAGACUGCUGAGAAAUGGAUAUAUGUUAGGUUCAAAAGGGUAUUCUGCAAUGACUGCAUGUUCAGAUAAAGGAAAUGAAAAAAAAAAAACGAUGAAAAGUAACUACUAAUGUAUUGGGAAAUAGAGUGAUCACUUAUUGAAUGAGGAUUUUUGGUGAUUGCUGUCUCGAGAAGUCAUCCAAAACUGUAAUUCACCUUGUGUUUAUGGUGUCAUAGCAUGAGAAAAAGGAUUGUGGGCAGUAUUUUCAAGCAGUGGAAUUUUAUGAAAGAAAGUGAGGUACAACACCAGAGAUAUUUCAAGAAUAUUAAAAUUCAGGAUUUUUCAGGCUUAAUGGUCAGAGUAGGUGAAAGCUUCCUAUUUUAUUUGUAAAUAAAUCAGACAAAUAUCAUAAUCUUAAGAGCAAAGAACACCUUUCAUAUGAAGACCUCAUCCUUUUUAUAUAGACAUUGUAGCAAAAUCUGUGAGACACAAUUUACGUGAUGACACUUCAAUUUAUCCUCACAAUUUGUGAUGUCAUUUGUGUAUACAGCAUGAAAGUAUACUUCAUUGAGAAAUAAACUGCAAGAUCAGAUAUUUUCCAAAAUGACUGUUUAUGCAUGGCACACAUUGUAUGUAUGCAUCAAGUGAGGAUUUUGGUUUUACUUUGCAGGGUUGCUUAUAUGAUGUCUGUGCAUAACUUGUAUAAUUUUGUUUGUUAUGGCAUUAUAGUACGUAGAAUAAUUGUUCUUAUUUUGUAUUUAUUUUUAAGGCAAAAAAAAACUUUUGUAGAAAAUGUUUACUAAAAAGGCAAUAAAGACCAAAAAUAGUUACCAAGAACAUGAUUAACAAAACAUAAUAAAAGAGUGAUACAGACUCCCAGUACACCCUCUGUAUAAGUGUACAUUGAUAUUAACCUUGUGUGUAAAGCUGCAGAGCCUUCUUACAAGAGGAUUUUUUUUUCCGCACAGCAUUUCUACUAUGAGUCCUAAAAUUUACAUCCUCAUGUAAACAACAUGCAAUGCUGUUUCUACAAAGAUACCAAACAGAAUUAUAUAAUUUACUUUACAGUAAAUAGCAAAUUGAAUAGAAACUAUUCAAUUUGAGCAACCUGCAAUACUGUGACAGUCUGAGCCAAUUGUGGUUAUAAUCAAAUGUAUAGACACCUUAAAUGUAUAUGGUUGAUUUAAGGGCAUGCUCAAAUAUAUGUAGUAAUUUCACUAUACCCUCUAUUCAAUAACAUUCGAUGGACAAUGCUAAUACAAACACUUUGGACAACUAAUAUGAUACACAUGCAUACAGAAAUGUAUAUUUAAUUGCGUAUUUUUCAUACAACACAUAUUUUUCAAAAUGCACAAAAGAUAAUAUCAGCAUAUAUUAGACACUGUAUCGUAUUGGCCCCCAAUAUGUGUAUUUCAUAAAAAGGGAAGCUACUUAAGUUUCCAUUGUAGCAGAUUUCACUUCUCCCUCAUUCCGGUUGUUUGUGGGACAAAUUUGUUCUUACUGGGCCAAAUCAGAGAGAAUCUGUUAAGCAAGUCAAAAUGAGUUGGUGAAUCCUCAAAUUUAUAAAAAUUAGAACCAUAAGAGAACCAGUUAGUUCAGCAUGUGUGUUAGUACCUGUCACUCUAAAGAGAGGCAGGAGUACAGUAACACAAAAGUCUGACCAUACUUCCAGGGCGAAAACUGGUUGGGCAAAAUUCAAGAGGUGCCUCACUGUGGAGAAACCUGACCUUUAAAGCAUGUAGAAAUAUUUGGCAGUGCAGUUCAAAAACUCAUGACACCGUCCCAUGACAAUUUUAAUUAAAUUCUUGCUCAUCCAAUGCUGCAUUUUCACUGUUUACAUGAAUAAUAUCAUAUCAGCAUACAAAUGAACCUAUAGAUAUUGAUGACAUCUGAUGCCCAUAAUGAAAUUAUGAAUUCAGCAAAAUACAAAAUGCUUAGUUGCAGAUAUAUUUAUUCUACAUAAGAGACAGAUUUAUAAUGUCAUCAAGAAAUUUGAUUUCAGAUUCUGUUAACUUUAUGGUUACGGUUAUGGUUAUGGAAUUAAGCAGACACUUUUGUCCAAAGCAACUUACAAAAUAAAACAGUAAUAUAGUUUAAAAAAAGACUUUAUCUUUUUGUAUUAUGCAUUCAGUUUGAAUCACAUUCUAUUCAAGAUCAUUCGGAUAAAAUAACAGAAACACAAUGGAAAAGGGAAUCAGUAUGUAAAAAGGGAAACAAAUGAACAACUUUUUUGAAUGAGGAGGGAUUCAUGUCAUAGACAUACCAUACACCAGCAUGCUUAUGUUUGCUUUUUCUAGUCUUCCAUGUUGCUGUGCAAUAAUAUUAUGCAAUUUCAAAUAGUUAUGACCUCAGUGGCAUUUUUUAUCUCCAGACUUUCAACCAUAACCCUUCUAUAUCAAUUCUGAUAUCAGAAUAUUUUUUCCAGGUUAAUCUCAUCCAGUAGCCACCAGUAGGUUUGAGCUAACAUUUCAAUUUAAGACACAAAUAAAUGGUUUAUCUGAAAUGUUCGAACUUGCCAGUUAUUGAACAUGCAUUUAGAAGGAACAUGCUGACCAUAAGAAACCACAAAGAGUCCUCUAAAAGCUAAGAAAUGCCAAAGUUGUGAUGUAAAAUAAGAUGUGCACUGAAGAG
Molecule: messenger RNA, 9035 nt
Organism: Alosa sapidissima (American shad)
Lineage: Eukaryota; Metazoa; Chordata; Actinopteri; Clupeiformes; Clupeidae
Gene: ptchd4
Product: patched domain containing 4
Exons: 3
Coding region: 198-2933 (911 amino acids)
Cellular component (GO): membrane
Source: RefSeq, a predicted model, not a curated record